ACCCUACAAACUAUUCUGGUUGUUCGUCUGCGUCUGAAUUAAAACAAGAUUCUGAGAAAGUUCUUUCUGAGAAUGUAUACGUUCCAGUGACCAUGUGUGAAUAGCUCUUUUCCUGGGCGGGUUUUGUAAAACCACCGAAAUUCUAUAUCUAAAUUACAAUGAAUCAGCUUAAAUCUAGAGACUGUUGGCUACAAUUCUCAGAGCGCUCUCCAAACAAUUAAAUACAGUUAGCACAGGAACUUCGCAAGAAGCAUUUGGAACAGAGAGAAACUGCCAAGCGUGUACCCACAGCUGAAGCUGGCAACCCCGCUGAGAGCCACAAGAGACGCCCAUGCCAGGUUGGCAAGUGCAAUAAAAAUAUUUGGAACAGCUUUGCCCUGUGCAGAAAAGCGGGGUGGAGAAGCGCAUUAUCUGUGUUGAUAUUGAACAGCCUUAGACUCAAGACCACCUGAUCGUCAUCUGCUGUGAUCACAACAAUGUUAUGGUUUCAAAAACUACUGCUGCAGUGUGCUUUUCUAGAAGGACUAGACGGCAUGGUAAACAUUCUGACUGUGAUAUGUUUCUCCUUUGUAUACAAUACUCGAAACUGGGCAAAAAUACCAACACAUGUAUCAGCACUGAAAGGGUCCUGUGUCGUUAUACCGUGUUUAUUUAACUUUUCUCGUUUUGACGAAUAUGCUAAAGACGUGCUUGGCAUGUGGCAAUAUGAGAAUUUUGGAAAAUACAUAAAUCACCCUAACCCUUUGGAAGUAGUGAGCAAUUUUAAGGGACGUACAGACCUGAUUGGAGAUUUGCAAAAGCAUAAUUGCACUCUGAAGAUUGAUGCAGUGAAAGUCGACGACACUGGUCCAUUUUGUUUUAGAUUCGAAGUUCCAGAGAUUGAUCGGGCAUCAUAUAUAAAUCAUAUGGUAUUGAUCCACGUUAAAGAUUCUCCAGAUGUACCCUCAAUAAAUCGCUUGUCAGAUGUCAAAGCCGGGAUUGAUUUAGCUGUGACUUGCUCGGUUCCUCACACUUGCCCAUCAAACCCGCCUGCUAUUACCUGGAGCCGCACCAAUGCCACUUUGACAGUUCACCACAAAGCAACAGGGAAUGCAAUGUGGGAAGUGUCUUCAGUCCUCAAAUUCAUACCAUUAGCGAGUGACCACAUGAAUCGCCUGACAUGCACUGCCCAAUACUGGGGAGGACAGCAAGCAAAUAUCUCUGUCUUGUUAAAUGUCAAAUACAAGCCAGCGAUUCUGUCGGAAUCAGCCUGCACCGUUGACAUCACAGGACAGGUGACUUGUCAGUGCAUCGUGGAUUCCAACCCCCCACCUUUGAUUGAGUGGCGUGUUUCUGACAGCAUCCUGAAUGAGUCUAACACCGGUCUGAAAUCGUUUUCCGUUAAUAACAGCAGAGGAGAGCAGAACACAGUCACAAUAGGAGUUCUGCAGGGAGGGGUGGCCUUCACAGCAAACAUCUUCUGCUCUGCCACCAACACCCUGGGGAAAGCCUCACUGUCAUUCACACGUCCAAUGAGUGAUCUCUUCAUAUACAUAACAAUCUCUGUUGUGGCUGCUGUGUUGAUUAUAGCUAUUGUGGCUGCAGUGAGACGACUGAGAAUAAAGAGAAGCGAGAGGAAACAACAAGCCCCGGAAAUUGCUUUCAGAAAUAAUUAUGGAAAUACUCAGGGUGAUAUCGCUAAUGAUAUUUAUCAAAAUGCUCAGCUGGAAACAAAAUCUGGAACCCCAGAUGGUUUCACUAAUGAUGUUUAUGCAAAUGUUCAGGCAUUUAAAGUAGUUGAAGACAUUUACGAGAAUGUAGACGCCAACAUUGGACCAUACAAGGACUACAGAACGAAUCGCCACAAAUAGAAUCCGCGUAGCUGGAACAACAGUGUGAAAACAAACAGAAUAUCGACUAACCAGAAGAGGAUUCGAUUCAUAUUCUUUUGAGUUGAUGUUUUCUAUCAUAGUGAAUAUUUCUGCUAUUGUAAGGUGAUAAUCUAAUUACUAUUGCAGCUGCAACCAUAAGUAUUAUCUGAUUUGGUGUCCACCAAUUUGAACUAUUUAGUUGUGACAGCUUUUAACUCAAACCUUUACAGGGCCUAGCAAAACCUUUAAACAGCUGUAGCAUUCUGUCAUGUGAUUUCCAGUGUUGUUGUAUUAUUUUCUAUUUGAUUGUGCUGGCCAGCAUUAACUGUCCUUUGUAUCUGUGACUGAUUUGAAAAAAAGCUUAUGGUGUGAUUUUUUACUAAUACUUAUACUAAUAUAUCUGUACAUAAUAAUGUUAAACCCUGUAAUGUAUAAUAUAAAGGGGUGGCUAAGCUAUUGUAUGUGAUACAGAAAUGAGCAUUACUGGGUUAAUGCAUUACUGGGUUAAUGUAAUGUAAUGUAUAAUGUAUUACUGUUUUAAUAAAUGGGGGGAAGAGUGA
Messenger RNA from Acipenser ruthenus (sterlet), 2410 nucleotides. RefSeq names its product myelin-associated glycoprotein-like. The transcript is spliced from 12 exons. The coding region runs from base 477 to 1850 and encodes 457 amino acids. The record is from RefSeq and is a predicted model, not a curated record. NCBI's taxonomy places the organism in Eukaryota, Metazoa, Chordata, Actinopteri, Acipenseriformes, Acipenseridae.